Molecule: messenger RNA, 2979 nt
Organism: Lathyrus oleraceus (garden pea)
Lineage: Eukaryota; Viridiplantae; Streptophyta; Magnoliopsida; Fabales; Fabaceae
Exons: 14
Coding region: 125-2422 (765 amino acids)
Biological process (GO): lipid metabolic process
Source: RefSeq, a predicted model, not a curated record
AUACAGAAAGUUGAUAAGGGAAUAGUAUAGAAAUCGUCCGAUUCUGAUUAGUGUUGUUAAUUAAAUAAAAUUAAAUGGAAGGGGGAAGAUAGGAGGUGGUGGCGACGGCGGCGGUGGUGCGUCAAUGGGUUUUGGUUUCAGACACGUGAGACGUGUAGGCAUUGUUUUAGCGAUUUCCAACGCUCUCAUUUUCCUCAUUGGCGCCCUUCUCAUUUCCCAAACCUAUCUCCUCUGCGAUCUCCGUUCUCUGCUCCCAUUCGCCGCCGUUUCUCUUGCCGCCGCUAUUAGAAUCAUAGCCAUGUUUCAAACCGCCGUUGCACAGCAAUCAGCCGCCACUCUCAUUCUCGACGACGAAGACUCCUCGUCCACCACAGAUCGCCUCCUUUUACGAUUCCACCGACGAGGAAGGUAUAAGAAAUGGUUACGGUGGAGUCGAUGCACUGUCGCGCUCACGGUGAUUCAAUUUCUGUGUGCUACUUACCUUGUUUCCAAAUCAGCUUACUAUUUCGCCAAAGAUACCUCACCAGCUGUUUGUCUUUUAGAAUUGGGAUGGAACCUUCACUGGAGGAACCACACGUUACUCUCCAUCUUCAUGGUCCUUGUUUGUUUGGUUGCUCUAGCUCAGUGCUUUACAGGAUCUGAUGUUCUCAGAUGGAGAUCUUUCUAUGAGUCCCAUGACAAUGCUUGGAAAUCACAUUAUAGGGAGGUUUUUGAUAACGGUUUACGGGAGACCUUGUGCUGUCUCGGCCGCGUCAAAUACUUGACUGCAAAGGAAGAAGAUGAAGUCUAUUCGGUUGCACGAUUGUUAGGUGACCUUGUUGCUUAUCGGGCUUCUGGAACCGGCCAUAUGGAACUCUUGGCAGCUUUAGCUUUACUCCAACAAAAUGAAAAAUCUUCAGAAUCCUCUGAAGGAUCCAUGGAAGCACCAGAGAUGCGAGUUAAGGAGGCUGCGACUCUUCAUACAUUUGCCGAAGCUGCAUACACUGGUCUGUUGCUUGAUGUUGGACGAAAUCCUCUCAUGUUUCUUUGUUUAUGGCUCUAUAGACAAGGGGUUUUGUCUCCUUGGGCACGCAACAGACGACCUGCUUUGGAUGGUGAUAACUGGUGGCGAGGUCAUGCUGCAGCCUUUCUAAAGUAUGCCAAUUUACCUCCGGAAGCACUCAGAUAUGGGAGAGUAAACCAGGUCAAGUGUGAAGCUGCAUAUUUUAUUGUGGUUCUACAUCAUCUACAAACUGUAGUAAUUGCUAUACGUGGAACUGAAACGCCUGAGGACCUAAUAACCGAUGGGUUAUGCAAGGAAUGCACCCUUUCUGCAGAUGACUUGUCUGGUUUGAUAAACUCCAACUACAUUCAUUAUGAAAUACACCAAAAUGUGACUUCAUCGUUCCCCCACUACGGGCAUUCGGGUAUAGUUGAGGCUGCACGAGAGGUUUAUAUGCAAAUCGAAGGAACCCCUGGAGAGCAUGACACUGAAUCCUAUGGGCCUCUUUCUAAAUUGUUGGGAUUUGGCUGUGAGUGCUUUGGGUAUAAUGUCCGCAUAGUUGGCCAUUCACUUGGGGGUGCUAUAGCUGCGUUGCUUGGAAUAAAACUUUAUAACCGAUACCCCAAUCUGCAUGUUUACUCGUAUGGGCCACUCCCAUGUGUGGAUUUAGUUGUGGCUAAUGCGUGUUCGUCAUUUAUAACAAGCAUUAUAUAUGGAAAUGAGUUUUCAUCCCGCCUUUCGAUUGGAUCCAUGAUGAGGCUGAGGGCAGCUGCUAUCACAUUACUAGCACAAGAUCCUAAAGCUGACAGUGCCAUGAUUUUCAGACUUGCUCGUCGGUUUCUAUUUAUAAGCCAAUAUGAAAGAAAUAAUAAAGACGCAGAGCAUGAAGCACUGUGUGACAUUGAUAAUAAAGGCAGCAACAAUCAAGUGGUUCAAGAUGCUUCACUCUGGACUGAGGCUAGUAAAAGGGAUCUUCUUGUUACAGCUGAUCAUGGCGAUGAUGAACAUGAUGAGAUUUCACUCUGGGAUGAUAGUAGGGCAAGUGACCAUAUCGUUGAAAUUGAUAAUGACGAAUUUACAAAUCCUUUUGCUUCAGAUGUACAUUCAAGAGAUGAUCCUGUGUCACAGUUUAUAGAUUCUGUUCCAACUUCUGAAAACCAGUCUGCUGAUGAUCCCCCAGAGAUGUAUUUGCCAGGAUUUGUAAUUCAUAUCGUCCCAGACAAGAAAAGACCUCAAACUGAUCUUAAGAGAUCUUGGAGAACAAUGGAGAGGGAGAGAUGUUAUAGAGCUUACAUAGCAAAUAGAGAGAGUUUCAAUGAUAUUAUUGUUUCACCAUCCAUGUUCCUUGAUCAUCUCCCUUGGAGAUGUCACAAAGCCUUGCAAAAAAUAUUGAAAGAUCAAACUGCCAAAGAUCAAAUAACGGAAUGUCACUUAAGCUGAUCUACUUAGUCCAACAUAACGCCUAUUCUGCACAUAAUGCUCUUUCUGCACUGAAUGUGAGACUAACCAACCUGGGAUUACAUUUUUUCCUCCAAAUUCUUUGUAUUCUUGUGGGUGAGAUCAAGAUGUAUGGCAAGGAAUAAGUCUUCUGAGUUUUGAUCAAUUCGCUCUCUUAUGAGUAGAUAAUCAUUUAAGAAAAUUAUACAUGCUGAUGUUCAUAGUAUACAUGUAAAUCAUAUCAUGUUCUUUUUAUCUUAUAGAUGUUCCUCAUUUUUCUCAAAUUGUAAAUCAUCUUACUCUUCUAGGUUGGACUUCAAAACCCAGUUCUAAUAAUCAAGUUACUUGUACCCUCACAUAGACUAGGCAUUAGUUUUAGAGGUACUAUGAUAUAGUGAACUAGGCUUUUCUAACUAUUGUUCCAUCCGUUUAAAGAAUCUCUGUCUAUCUGAGUAUGUAUUAAAGCUUCAUUUGCUUAAGAUACUUUAAAGCCAUAAACAGAAAACAAGGAAACUGAUUAAGGCAACAUUUGACAUAUUUAAUAGACUAAUUAUUGGUCA